Acanthamoeba castellanii str. Neff is the source of this 927-nucleotide messenger RNA. RefSeq lists its product as uncharacterized. Lineage: Eukaryota; Discosea; Longamoebia; Acanthamoebidae. Bases 1 to 927 code for a protein of 308 amino acids. The record is from RefSeq and is a predicted model, not a curated record. The transcript has a single exon.
AUGGACGACGAAUCGAACGCCAGUAGUAGCGGGAAGAUGCGGAUUGACGCCCUGGUCUCUGCCCAAUCGAUCAGCCCCACCGCGCCCAAGUCGGCGUCGUGGCUGGCGACCAACGGCGGCAACGGCGAGCAGCACCAGAUUCGUUCUCUGCACAUGCUGCUCAUCGAGGCGAAGCGGGCCGCGCUCGAGGACGCCUUCAUCGAGAAGCGCAAGGAGCAGAAGGUGCGAGCUACGACCGGUCCCCUGGACCAGCCUCAGCUGCGGCCAGCGCUCGCCACCAUCUCUUCCCUACCGAACCCCAUUCCCAUUCCACCAUCAUCUCCAUCUUCUACGAAGACGACUUCGUCGACGUCGGGCGUUCUCAACAAAAGGAUCUUUUCGCGAGGGCUCCACAUCGGUGCGGCGUCAUCAUCUGUCGAGAACCUGAGCUUCAGCGUGCUCAAUCGAACGAACAGUCCGGCCUCCAAGACUCUGCGACUACCACUCUCCGCCACCGCCGCCGAGGCCUCCAAGGAGAACAUCGACGUUAACCGACCUGCAGACGUCGAGAUGAAGAAGAUCACGUCGACGCCCCCAUCCUCUACUCUUCAGCAGCAGCCACAACCGAAGCUUCUCAAGCUCACCCUCGGCGCAGGGCUCCCCCAGCAACGACGACCACUCUCCAACCUCCCCACGCUCACUCGAACACACUCCUUCCCGCCGGCCACCUCGUCUCCUUCGACGCCGUCCCGGUCGACGACACUCAACGUGAGGAAGAGGAGCCUCGAGGCUUCGCCAUCUACAGCCGCAUCGGCGCGCAUUCUCGUCCAAUCGCUGCCCAACGUGAAGAUUCACGUGCAGAAGAAGAUCAAGCUCAUGCCGCGGCCCGCCGGUCAAGUCCAGGCCCGACCCGAGGGCGUGAAGAACGUGCUCGUUUACCACUUCUGA